This is a messenger RNA of Zophobas morio, 3707 nucleotides long. RefSeq lists its product as uncharacterized. Lineage: Eukaryota; Metazoa; Arthropoda; Insecta; Coleoptera; Tenebrionidae. Bases 63 to 1412 code for a protein of 449 amino acids. The transcript has 7 exons. The record is from RefSeq and is a predicted model, not a curated record.
UUGGUUAUUGAAUUUGUGAAACAAGUAUAAUUUAGUGUAAAGCAAAAUAAAAGUGCAACAAUAUGAGAUUAACUGUUUUGAAUACUUACAAACUUUUAUUUUUAUGUGCGGUCCUAUUUCAACAAGAAAAUGCAGGACUACCACCUCCAAAGAAAAACAGUUGUAAGUUAUCAAUAUAUAAACAGUCUGAUAUAGUCUUCUCUCACCGGAAAAAUUUAUUAAGUAGCAAUUUUUGGGAAAAUGAUGACUGGGUGAUAAAAGAAUCAAGCAGCUUAUUAACUAGGCCCCAUUUUGAAGCCGAUUUUAAAGACUUCAGACCAAAGAAGCAGAAUGAAUUCGUGGUGAAUUUUGAUAAUAAACUGACUUCUUACAGUUUUUCGGUAAAGGGAACAAAUGAGAUAAAAUUUUUCGCAAUCGCAGGAGAAAACAGCACUCCUUUUCACUGUGAAAUAAACGAAGCAGAAAUCUGGACCACAAUUACUAUUUUCGUAAAGAAUAAUAAGUUGUUUUAUUAUAAAAAUUAUGACAUAUUAAUGCACAAGCUCCCUCUGGUUCCAAAAGAAUUAAUAAUAGAACCUUCGACACCAGCAAACUUUAAAAUCUACGAAUAUGAUUUUAGAGAAGCCACUAGAACUACUAAGAAACACAACAUAUUGAAAAUUCCAGGUUCCAAAGAGGUUUAUUUAAUUAUCUCUGUCUCCUUGUGCAACACCUGCGUUCUGGUUACAACAUAUAAUUAUGAUAAUUGUUUAAUUGUUUCAUCAAACAGCCAUAAUAAAGAAAGAUGGGAAAGAUAUAAACUAAAAAUAAAUCCUAAAAUUUCCAACCAGGUGAAGUUUAAUCGAAUCCAAAAUCCACCAUUUGAAAAUGGAUACUGGAGAUUACAUUUAACACUAACAGAUUACUCAGAAGAAGCAGAUGACGUAGUUCCAGAAGUAAGAAAAUAUGACGGUUUUACAAGGCGUCGAAUAUCAACAUCGUAUCCAUCCUUUCGCGACACAAUAACGUUUUCAAACAUAUCGCCUCCAACAUCAAAUGACUCAACGAAAGCUUAUUUUGUGUUCACUAAAAAUGGAUUUAUAAACUCAACAGAAGAAGUCAUUGCUUACGCUUUAAUUUUAUUGGAAGUGCCCGUUGAUAUACAAGGUACAAAUAGAUAUUGGGAUGGAACUUUUAGAACUUGGCCUUCCAUACCGAAAAAUUCUUUACAGCUUACACCCGAUCUUUGGCAUCCAUUCACAGAUGAAAUAGAGACCUGCAAUUUCAUAAUUGGGGCUGUCAACAGUUGUUGUAAAGAAUAUUGUUAUAAUAAACCUUUAAAACCUAACACUAAAUAUUGGUUAAUUGUUAGAGCUCUAACGAGUACAGCAUAUAAUGACAGCUCUCUACUCUCCUUCCACACAGGGUCGUAGGUAUAUAAAUGAGAAUAUGUUGUCAUACAAUUUUGAUUUUUUUACAAAAAUCUGGAUGACUAUGGUAAAAAUUCGACACGGAUUUAUAAAUUACAAGUGGAGAAGUAUGUAAUUUUAUAAAAUUUAAAUAAAAUUUACAUAUCUAAAAGUUGGAGAUGAUGUCAUAUCAGGGCCGGCUCUAAGGGACCAGGCGCCCCGAUGCAAACUUACUGUUCAGCGCCCUUAAAAAAAAAUUUGUAAAAAAAAAAACAAAUAAAAUUUUGUAAUCACAUAUUUUUGUAGAGAGAUACUUUUUAUUAAUAAACAUGGAUAAAAUUAUGAUGAAUCAAUCUUAAUAUAUAAAAAUGUUUGUCUUAACUGACAGACUGACUGAUUCAUCAACGCAAAGCCUAAACUACUGAAGCUACAAGCAUGAAAUUUGGACAGUAGGUUACUUUUGUGUCAUAAGCACCCAUUAAGAAAAGAUUUCUGGAAAUUCCGCCCCUACGGGGACAAAAUAGAGGAUGAAGCUUUGUGCAGAAAUGCCGUGGGUUUUUAAGUCAGACGGGUUCGCUGUGGAGGGAGGAGUAAACGAGAUGAAAAAUGAUAAUUCCACGGUCGGAAUCAAUACAUGAUCGUUUUCCGGGUUGGAACCGUGUAAUUUCUCAAAGGAGUUUCGCCUCUGGUAUGGUUGACAUACUGAGUUACCGUGCUCUUUUGCCUUAUUCUUAACCCUGCUCCUGAAGAUGCCACUUACGAAAGUGUGCGAAACGUUGAGCCCAAAAACCCAAUUUACACAGUUCCAACCCGGAAAACGAUCAUGUAUGAAAACUGAUGAGUCCUAAUUGCGAAUUCCACGCAAACGGAGCUGCGGACAACAACUUUUCUAUAGUUUAGGAAAUAUCGUUGUACCCUAUAAAAUUUUCUUGCCAAUAACGAGACGGACAGUAGUACAAUAGCAAGAGAUAUUUACAACUUACAGUUGUCGCAUGGCGGUAAUCCGCAGACCUUAAAUUUCUAAAGCAGCGGAAGUCCGAUCCUAUGCGUACAAUUACCUGCUAAAUGUUCUCCUACAAAUUCGGGGGGACUGGUGUGAGCCAUAAAUAUUUCUUACCACUGUACUACUGUCCGCCUCGUUAUUGUCAACAAAAUUUUAUAGGGUACACCGAUAUUUCCUAAACUAUAUAUAGUAUAAAUAUAAAAAUAUUUAUAUUGCAAACGUUUUUCAAUUUUUAAUAUUGUAAAAUUGAUACGAUUUCAAAGUUAUUUUUAAUUUAUAUUUACCUCAAUGUUAAUCGAAAUUUAAAUUUAAAAUUAAUGAUGACAAAAAGCUACGAAAUGAUACACACAACCAAAUUCGGCUACAAACAGGAACAGUGAAAAAUAUAACAAAACUGUUGAACAACCACCACAACCAAAACCAACCGACUAGACUUGGAAAAUAAAAUUUUUAAGUAUGCCGAAGUUAGGAAAAACAUCUGGGUGUGGUCAUACCGCUGUCUCGUCAAAUUGUUACCCAGAUAAUGCAUCAUAAAUCUGGGUAUUUUUUGUCGGUAUUGAUCUAAAGGUCCCAUCACCCAACCCAAAGGCGCACUUUUUUUAAAUUAUUACAGUUUGAAAGUGCCAGGAAUUGACUUCUUGGAAUCAGUUUUGGUGGUCAUAGUGGAAUGUUAAAAUGGAGCUUUUUCUGAAAAAUUUUCGAUGGGCGUCUUGGUCUGUUACUGCUAUAAUAUUUUAUUGGUAGUGAUUCAAUGCAAAACUAAUAUUAUUUUUUUUUUAUAGAGUUAAUAUAAUAGCAUAGGCGGCGCCCGCCGCCCGGCGCCUUUUAUCACGGGCGCCCCAAUGCGGUGCAUCUUUCGCUUACCGUGUUAAGCCGGCCCUGUGUCAUAUGAUUGUUGGUGGGAUGAUCAGAUAAAUUUUGGUUAGCGUUUUAGCAUCUACACGAUAUUUCUAAUAUACAUACAAAGUUUGACAACAAUCGGUCUGAUAGUUUAGAAGAUUAUCUGUUUAAUAAAAAUAGACACAGAUGGAAGCAGACGGCAGACGACAGAUGGGAGACGACGGACAGACAGACAGACAGACGCGAGAGACCUAUGUUUUCGUAUUCUAGGGGUCAUGAAACGUCGAGAACACAUAAAAGUAGCAGAUAGCCCGAUUGACUCGAUUACAAUACUUCCUUAGCUUACGCUCGGGAAAAUUACACAAAUGCAAUUUUUGUUUUAGACAACAUUGCAACCGAAACAACUUCAGUAUACAUAACAAUUUUGUCAGAAGCAAGCCAGUCUAAUAAUAAUUUUACAUCGCCAACGGUUCAAA